Molecule: messenger RNA, 2242 nt
Organism: Cimex lectularius (bed bug)
Lineage: Eukaryota; Metazoa; Arthropoda; Insecta; Hemiptera; Cimicidae
Product: putative RNA polymerase II subunit B1 CTD phosphatase RPAP2
Exons: 7
Coding region: 158-1858 (566 amino acids)
Cellular component (GO): nucleus; cytoplasm
Molecular function (GO): RNA polymerase II CTD heptapeptide repeat phosphatase activity; RNA polymerase core enzyme binding
Source: RefSeq, a predicted model, not a curated record
UUAUUGUUGUAAACAAAUUUUACCUUCUGCUUUUUUUUCAGUUUGAUGGAUUGCUAAUUAAUUGAAUUAAUCAAUUAUUUAGACGAAAGUCCAGUACAUUUAAGGUUAAAUUAAUCAGAAACCAACAUCAAAUUUGUUGGCAAAUAAAUAUCCAGAUAUGGAGCCGUCUGAGAAAAAAACUGACAGGAAGAAGAAGAAGAUUAACGAGAUGAAACGAAAAGUCGCAAAUAUGACGAAAGAGCAGAUCAGAGCAGCUGUCGUCAAGAAGAAAGAAUGCAACGCGAGAGCAAUGCAGAUAGUCGAAAGGAUGAUAGAGCCCAACGUCGAAGAAGUCUGGCUUGUAGAGAAUCUGAUUUACAUAAACCAGUCUCACUUCCAAGACGCAGUCGAAGAAAGGGCGAUAGUCAAGUUCUGUGGCUACCCACUUUGUGACAGGGUCCUUAAAGACAUCCCGCUGAAACAGUAUCACAUAUCGACAAAGCAGAACAAGGUGUUCGACAUCACCGACAGAAAGAACUAUUGCACCAACAGCUGUUACCGAGCAGGGGUCUACUUGAAAGAACAGCUUUUUACGAGCCCUCUAUGGCUCAGAGACUGUGAAGACCUUGUUGAAUAUAAGCUCUUACAGCCUCAUAGUGAAAGGGGAAGUUCUGGUUUAGAAAUAGAUUUAGGAAAUAUCAAACCUUGUUCUGUGAACAUUCCUGUACAUCACGACUUGAUCAAAAGUGAAAUCAUUUCUCAAGACAUUGAUGACUGUCCAAAACCUGACACGGAAGAUAUUGAAAAAUGCGACUUUGGUGAAGUUCUGUAUGAUUCUGAAAACCAAAAGGAAGAUGAAAAUAAAGCACCAUGUGGUUUAAGCAUGCCCGACCUCGGAGAUCUGAAUGACCAAGAAGUUAAAGAAAGCAACGAUAACAAAUUAAAAGACAAAUUAAAUAAUAAACCUGAAAAUAGCGCUGUAGGUAAUGUCAUUGUGGAAAAGCCAUUGAGCGAGGUGAAAAACAAACUUUCCGACAGCAGAAAAUCGAAAAGAAGGGCUACAAGCACAUCUCCAAACCCACAGCCUUCAUUACCUAUAAGCAUCCGAGUCGAGCAAAACUUUACAACCUGGGUCACAGUCGAUACUCUUAUCUUCCUGCUCGGCAAGGAAAAAGUCAAGCAGAUGUUUUUUGAGUUCGGUGAGCCUCUUAACGAGAACGAUUUCAACUCGACGCUCAAAAACACUUACAUAUUUGAAAGGUACAGGGAAAUUUGUUAUAAGCUGAAUAUAAUGGAGCUAAAAGGCACAAAAAUCGAAUUGCCCACAAAGCCCCUUCCCGAUUAUGACCAGUUGAAAAAAGAAGCGGAAAAGAUUGAAAUCAAAGUGAAGAAUUUCUUCAAAGGUGAUAAAAUCUCCUUUGCACCAGUUGAUGAAAAUGAAGAAGACGAGGGAAAAAAGGAAACAGAUGAUGGUAAAGAAGUCCUCCCACCUAUCCUGCCUUUAAUCGACAAGCACAAUGUCAUGAAAAUAAGAAGACAAAUUUUAUUGGAUCGGCUAAACAAAACUUUACCAGACAUUCAAAGUGCAUUAAGUCUGAACCAGUUCAACCUCAGGAAAGAUACACAAGAAUUCAUAAACACACUGGCCCUCACUGCGAACAAUAUCGUUAUGAAACCAACGGAAUGGAACCUCCUAUGCAUUAUACUUCUUAGAUUAUUUUCAUUACAGAACGAGUACCUGAACUACGCAUUCAUCUCACCCACUACGCAGAAAAGGAUAAUCAACCUUCUUCUUGCCUACAACCUUGAUUUAACAUACCUCGAGCGUCAGCUUGUAAACAUGACCAACCUCGAACAGAUAAUUAAAAAUAGCCAAUAAGUAUCAAUUUACCUAUUAAUGAAAAUAGUAUUAGUUGGACUUUUGUGAUAUUGUAAAUAUUUUUCUUUUUUUAUUUGUAAGGUUUUUUUAGAUUUUUCAUUUCUUCGUUUUACUACAACUAUUGUUAAGAGAGUUGUUUGGUUUGUUUCUUGUAUAGUGAAUGUAUUUAUGAAAUAUGUUAUUUUAUGACGAAUAAAUUCUCAACUACCUUCAUUACAAUUGAUGUUGCUCUAUAAAAUGUAUAUUUUUAACAUUUUGUAAUUCUAUUCUUUCCUAAAAACCUGCUUUUUUAUUCACCGAACAAAAAUAGAGACGUCUUGUUAGGUUGUACUGUAAUUAAAAAGAUUUUGGAUAAUGUGAAUUUAUUUCAUCAGUGGAGAAAAA